Messenger RNA from Cannabis sativa, 1161 nucleotides. Its product is annotated as photosystem II reaction center proteins PsbY, chloroplastic. The transcript has a single exon. Gene Ontology annotation, biological process: cell redox homeostasis; photosynthesis. Gene Ontology annotation, cellular component: photosystem II; membrane; chloroplast thylakoid. The coding region runs from base 310 to 936 and encodes 208 amino acids. The record is from RefSeq and is a predicted model, not a curated record. NCBI's taxonomy places the organism in Eukaryota, Viridiplantae, Streptophyta, Magnoliopsida, Rosales, Cannabaceae. Gene Ontology annotation, molecular function: manganese ion binding.
UAACUCACUUGAGAUUAAGAUUUAUGUCAAAAGAAAGUGAUAAGAAACUAUUGUAGCUGUAAUGGUAUGAAAUAAGAGGUCCAAAUUUCACCAAAUGAAAGUCUCUCUAGAUAAGAAUAGAAUCCACAAAUCCCAAUUCUAUUGGUCCAUAUUCCACUUUGCCUCCACAUCUAUAUUGCCAAUUUUCCCAUUCCACCCAAUCAAAUCAAAACCUCAUCUCUCUCUCUCUCUCCCAAGCUUCUUUCUACUCAGAUUAAUCUUCGAAUCCCAAAACAGAGAGCCUCUCAUACUCAUACUCAUACUCCAACAAUGGCAGCAACCAUGGCAACAAUGGCAAUCCUCAACACCAAGUGCUUAACCACCAACAAAAUGAUAAUGAUGAUGAACAACAACAACAACCCCACCAAGCAAAUUUCAUCAAAACCCAAUUCCCUUUUCUCAAUCCAAAACCUCCCCAAAGGAUUAAACGACAAGUCGUUUAAUACUACCAUAGCAGGAACAGCCAUAGCAGGAGCCAUAUUCACCACACUAAGCGCCUGCGAACCAGCCAUGGCGGUUCAGCAAAUAGCUGACAUAGCAGCGGAAGCCACCAGCAACGACAACCGCGGCUUGGCUCUGCUCCUUCCAAUCAUCCCAGCCAUAGCUUGGGUCCUCUUCAACAUUCUGCAGCCGGCUCUGAACCAGCUGAACCGCAUGAGGAGCUCAAAGGGUGUAGCCAUCGGGCUCGGACUUGGGCUGGGAGCCGCGGCUUCAGGGCUGAUGGGUGCGCAAGAAGCAUCGGCUGGUGAGCUGGCGGCUAUAGCCGAGGCUGCAGCUGCUGGGAGUGAUAACAGAGGACAGCUUCUGUUGUUGGUUAUAUCUCCAGCUAUUCUUUGGGUUCUUUACAAUAUUCUACAACCGGCUUUGAACCAGCUCAACAGGAUGAGGUCUCAGUAAGUAAUUAAGUGUUAAUUCUCUGUUCUAAAAUAUUAUUUAUUUUCUUUGCAAUUUCCAAAAAAGAACAAAAAAAAAAAGAAAAAACUUUCUUGUUAUUGAAAGUUGUGUAAUGAAACAUGUUUCAUAUUGAUUAGCUUUUUUUUUUUUUUUUUGUUCUUGAUGUGUAUUUAGUUACCGCCCCCAAGUUCUUCACAAAAUUAUAUAUUGAUAUAUAUCUUUUCUUUU